This is a messenger RNA of Thrips palmi, 3032 nucleotides long. Its product is annotated as high affinity cGMP-specific 3',5'-cyclic phosphodiesterase 9A. The record is from RefSeq and is a predicted model, not a curated record. Bases 186 to 3032 code for a protein of 948 amino acids. NCBI's taxonomy places the organism in Eukaryota, Metazoa, Arthropoda, Insecta, Thysanoptera, Thripidae. Gene Ontology annotation, molecular function: 3',5'-cyclic-GMP phosphodiesterase activity. Gene Ontology annotation, biological process: cGMP catabolic process. The transcript has 12 exons.
GCAGCGCCCGCAGCGCCUCGGUGCAAGGGGCGUCGGAGACGGCGUCUAGACCUGGAGCGACCCUGGAGCCAACGCCCAGCGCAGCCGCCGGCCAGGACCCCGCCCAGGACCUCUGUGUCGUCCCGUCCAGACCAAGUGCCAAGAGCCGGUACGAACUAUGCGCCGUCCCCUGCCACGCCAACGGCAUGCUGCUGGACCAGGUGGGCGUGGACUUCAUCGCGUUAGAAAACAGGGUGGCUGAGCUGGAACGUCAGAUGCGGGUGGACUACGAGGUGCUCCCCCCCAUCGUGCAGGACCUGAAGCAGGAGGUCACGAGGUUCCGCGCCAAGCUCGAGAAGACGGAACACCUCGGGUGGAUGGGUUACUACAAGGAGCUGCCUCCGCCCGAGGACUGCCGUCGCCUGCAGUACCGCCGGCGCAGCCAUGAGGAGCAGCGCCGCGUCAAGGAGCACUUCCUGGAGAUCUGCGAUGUGCCGCCCUCCGAGGAGAUCAAGGACGCCCUCAAGACGGCCCUGUUCGACUGCUCGCCGCUGUCGGACUCGGACAUCCUGGCGCUGCUGGAGUGGAUGUACCACGACUUCGGGCUGCCCGAGAAGUUCCACAUCGACGCGAGGACCAUCCGCGCCUUCCUCUACGAGGUCUACAAGAACUACAACGAGGUGCCGUUCCACAACUUCCGCCACGGCUUCUGCGUCACACAGAUGAUGUAUGCCAUGGCGUGCUGCGUGGAUGUGCCCGCCAAAGUGGGCGACCUGGAGACGCUGAUUCUCAUCACGUCGUGCAUCUGCCACGACCUGGACCACCCGGGCUACAACAACAUCUACCAGAUCAACGCGCGGACGGAGCUGGCGCUCCGCUACAACGACAUCUCCCCCCUGGAGAACCACCACUGCUCCGUGGCCUUCCGCAUCCUGGAGCUGCAGGAGUGCAACAUCCUGGCCUCGCUGCCGGCGCACGUCUUCCGGACCGUCCGCGAGGGCAUCAUCCGCUGCAUCCUGGCCACGGACAUGGCGCGCCACAACGAGAUCCUGGCCCAGUUCAAGGACAUCACGCCCGAGUUCGACUUCGGCAACAAGUCGCACACGGACCUGCUGAGCAUGGUGCUGAUCAAGGUGGCCGACAUCUCCAACGAGGCGAGGCCCAUGCACGUGGCAGAGCCCUGGCUCGACAGAUUACUACAGGAGUUCUUCAAGCAGAGUGACGCGGAGAAGAUGGAGGGCUUGCCGGUGACGCCCUUCAUGGACCCCAACAAGAUCACCAAGCCGUCGUCGCAGUGUUCCUUCAUCGGCUUCGUGCUGCUGCCCUUGUUCGAGGCGUUGGGCGCUCUUCUGCCGCAGCUGCAUGACAUGAUCGUGCAGCCCGUGCGGGAGGCCCUGGAGUACUACCGCCGCCUCAACGAACAGUGCCGCGAGGAGCGCAUCCACCGCAAGUCCAUCGUGGACCUGGGCGACCUGACCCCCGCGCACCUCGCGCAGGCCGCGGCGCACGGGCAGGACACGCAGGCCCUGGUCAAGUCCGGCUCCGGCUACUCCGUCAAGUCCAGGAAGUCCUUCCAGACCGUCCGCUCGAGAUCGCGCUCCGCCGAAGAUGAGGCGUUGGAACGGCCGCAGGACGUGCCGAACACCGAGGACGCCGUCAUGGAGAAAGUCCGCGAGCAGGACGAGGAGGACGUCGAGGCUGACCCUGCCGGGCACGACGACGACGCCGCGGCCGACGAGGUUGGCGACGAAGAGGAAGAGGACGUGGAUGAGGAGGAGGAAGAAGAAGAGGAGACGGCCACAGAGGUGGAGGUGAGCGAAAAGACGCUCAAGUUCAAGAUCUCGACGGAGAGCGGCCGGAAGAGCUACCCGGGCAGCAGGAAGGGCAGCCGCGACAAGAGCGCCCUGAGCGGCGACCUGGCGCACCAGGAGCUGGCGCGGGCCGUGCGCGACCUGCACCACCACCAGCACCACCACUACCACCACGGCUCUGCCGCGCCCACGCCGCCCACGCGCAGCUCCCUGGCCACGUCGCCGCAGUCCGGCCGCUCCACCGAGUUCAGCCGCUGCAACGGCGACAAGGACACCAAGUGCCUGUCGUUCGAGGACGACACGCUGUCGCGGUCUUCGCACAGCCCGUGCAGCGGCGAGGGCAGCAAGCGGGGCAGCACGGCGGGCCGCGGGGCGCGCUCGCCGCAGCCUCCCAGGGACACGUCUCCCCUCGGCAGCCCGGUGGCGCCACCCUCGGACACCCGCGCCACCAGCGCCGCCGGGACGCAGUCAGCCGACGCCAGGGCGUCAUCGUCACCGAAGCUCCGGUCACCGACGUCGUUCCUAAAGAAGCUCAAGAACCUGACGGACAGGCUUUCCUUCAGCGUGAGCAGCGACAGCAGCAGCCGGGAGGCCACGUCCGCGACGGCGUCCGCGGGGGCGUCGCCGUGCCACGGCGCCAACAGCCCCACCGCCAGCGUGUGCCCCGGCGCAGCCACUUGCCCCGCCUCGCCUAUGCUGCACCAGGCCGACGGCACCAGGGCGCGGCACGGCAGCGACGCAGUGGACUCGCUGGAGAUGCGCGCCACCUUGCCGAAGACCCGGGGCCCGCGGGGGUGGCGGUCGCUGCUCGGCGCCGAGCCCAACCCACCGGAGCGGCGGCGCCAGGCGUCCGUCAACGCGUCCCCCGAGGCCGACGACGGCCUGGACCUGGCCGCGGCCGCAGUCGCCGAGGGCGAGCCCACCGGGAACAACAACAAUCGCAAGAAGACCGGCAACCUGUGGAGCCCCGGCAGCCGGCGGGGCGGCGGCCUGCUCAACAGACUCAAGCAGUCCGGGGACAGUAUUCACAGCGCGGGCGGCGCGGACGCGGACGCGGCGGGCGGUGCUGACGGAGCUCAGGGCCCUCACGGCUCCGAAGGCGGAGCAAGCGGAGCAGGCCGUCAGCCCGGCCUAAUGGCGUCCCUGGCCGCGUCCUUCCGGCCCAAGAAGCCGCCGCCCGGGCCGUCCGGGCCGUCCGGGCCGUCGGGGCUGCCUCCCGCGCCUACGCCGGCCCCGCAGUAG